Oncorhynchus tshawytscha (Chinook salmon) is the source of this 1284-nucleotide messenger RNA. RefSeq names its product protein tyrosine phosphatase mitochondrial 1 (gene ptpmt1). The coding region runs from base 139 to 690 and encodes 183 amino acids. Gene Ontology annotation, molecular function: phosphatidylinositol-4,5-bisphosphate 5-phosphatase activity; protein tyrosine/serine/threonine phosphatase activity; phosphatidylglycerophosphatase activity. Gene Ontology annotation, biological process: protein dephosphorylation. The transcript is spliced from 4 exons. The record is from RefSeq and is a predicted model, not a curated record. NCBI's taxonomy places the organism in Eukaryota, Metazoa, Chordata, Actinopteri, Salmoniformes, Salmonidae.
CCUGUUAGGUUGAAUAGUACCUCUAGAACAACACGUUUUCGUCCCAUUCAUUUAGAUCUUGUUGGUUUGUGGUGGGCCAUGCAUGUAUGUCGGAGUUGGCUUUAACAUUCGAGGUGCUGACUACGCUGUGGUGUGAUCAUGUCUGGGGCGUUAGCAAGGGUACUGUUUUAUCCCACAUUAGCGUACAAUGUUGUCAUGGAAAAAGUAUCCUCAAGACGGUGGUUCAAUCGCGUGGAUCAGACUGUCAUUCUAGGAGCCCUGCCUUUCAAAUCAAUGACUAAGGAGCUGGUGCAGACAGAAAAUGUCAGGGGGGUAAUAACCAUGAACGAGGAAUAUGAAACAAAGUACUUCUGCAACUCAGCUGAGGAGUGGAAAGCCGAGGGGGUGGAGCAGCUGCGACUCAGCACAGUGGAUCUGACCGGUGUGCCCAGUCUAGAGAACCUGCACAGAGGAGUGGAGUUUGCACUCAGUCACCGGGAAAAGGGCUCCAGUGUGUAUGUCCACUGUAAGGCUGGACGCUGUCGCAGUGCUACACUAGCUGCUGCAUACAUCAUAAGGAUACACUGCUGGAGUCCAGAGGAAGCGUGUCAGAUGUUGGCCUCUGUCCGACCACAUGUAAUAAUUCGUUCAUCACAGCUGGAGAUGCUUCGGCGGUACCAUCAGCAAGUCUGUGGCGGAGGUUCCAUUUAAGAGUGAGGCUGCCAGCAUACUUAUUGCACUUAUACAGAAACUGUAAAUUUAGCGUUGUCAAGAUGAACAAUAUGCUGCUUGAAGGGAUUUUUGACCUUGAGCUCAUUCUUUUACAUAGUUUUGUUACUCAACUGGAUCAAGUGUAUAUUGUAUAAUUCUCAAAUGUUGUAUAAUUCAAGUGUCAUCACAGCUCAUCAGAACAUGGGGUAUAAUAAAUUGCCAUCCCAAUCAAAGUACUGACAGGUGGGUGAAGGGGGUGUAUUUAAAAGCAUGUUUCUACGGAUUUUUUUUCUUCCUUAAUUAGGACAUUUGAUUACAAUUUCUAUGUUAAGAAAAUUAGUGAUAUUUUCAUUGGUACUAAUUUCACUGAUCGUUUGAUAGUAUUCUAUAUGGGUUGUAAAAACAUAUUGGAAAAUAAUUAUCUUAUUAUAAAAGGAUAGCUAUUGAAACAUAAUCCAAUGAAACAUAACUGGAGUGAACACGGGGCCUAAUUGUCUGGAAAGCCCAGGUUGAAAUGAGCGUUUGAAUCAGGAAAGGUUACUCUCACGACCUCUACAAACCAUGUUGAAUAAAGUGAUAUGCUAAUGUACUUUA